AUGGCAGAAUUUAUAAAGCAUUUGAAUUCCAUAAGUGCGUCUUCUGAAAAACUUGUCGAAACUGAGCCGAAACCGGAAACAAGAUUUACGGAUGCACUGCUUCACGCGAACUCAAUUAUAGAUUUGAUUCGAGACGCUGAGAAAGAAGAGUUGAUUACGACAGAAGCGACAUCUUUGCCAAAAGGGAUUGAGGAAAAAUACAACUCGGAGAGCCCUGCAGACCACGUUGCCUGUAUCGAGGAACUGUUGGAUAUUUGUCCUAUGCAAGGUGGACGAGAAUACUUGGAAGCCUUAGUCGAGAAAUACAACACUCAUAUGACCGCAUUAGAAAACCUGGAGACAGCACUGGUAGAACAAAAAGAAAGAUUACAAUUGUUUGAGCAGAGGCAGAAAGAUCAAGUUUCUGCGAGAGAAAACAUCUUACAGCGCGAAAAUUCUGAAAUACAAAGACUUGAAAACGAAAUUGACAAGGCAAAAUUAGAGCUGGGGAAAAAUUACCCUUAA
Molecule: messenger RNA, 504 nt
Organism: Schizosaccharomyces osmophilus
Lineage: Eukaryota; Fungi; Ascomycota; Schizosaccharomycetes; Schizosaccharomycetales; Schizosaccharomycetaceae
Gene: spc34
Product: DASH complex subunit Spc34
Exons: 1
Coding region: 1-504 (167 amino acids)
Biological process (GO): attachment of spindle microtubules to kinetochore
Cellular component (GO): spindle microtubule; DASH complex
Source: RefSeq, a predicted model, not a curated record